AUGGUGAUACUGAUCUAUGUGGACGAUAAUAUAAUCACAGGAAGUGACAAGGAAAGUAUCAUCUCUACUAAAGCUUUUCUUAAAUCUACCUUUGAUAUUAAAAAUUUGGGUGAGCUAAAGUACUUUCUAGGGAUAGAAAUAUGCCGCUAUAAAGAGAGGGUUUUCUUAUCUCAAAGAAAGUACGCACUUGAUCUUUUAAAUGAGGCAGGGAAGCUUGGAGCAAAAGUAGCUAAACCACCACUUGAAGAAGGCUACAAAGUCUUGCGUGAGGGGGAGUUUGAAGACAAACCAUUUGGAAACUUCAAGCUCUAUAAGAUGAUGGUUGGGAAGUUGAUCUAUCUCACCAUUACAAGACCAGACAUCUGUUUUGCUGUGAACAAAGUCAGCCAGCAUAUGCAAGCACCGAAGGUUCAUCAUUGGAAUAUGGUGGAAGGGAUCAUGAGAUACAUAAGGGAGGCUCCGGGUCAAGGUGUUUGGAUGGGUUGCAACAAGAGCACAUAG
Messenger RNA from Brassica napus (rape), 501 nucleotides. RefSeq lists its product as uncharacterized. NCBI's taxonomy places the organism in Eukaryota, Viridiplantae, Streptophyta, Magnoliopsida, Brassicales, Brassicaceae. The coding region runs from base 1 to 501 and encodes 166 amino acids. The record is from RefSeq and is a predicted model, not a curated record. The transcript has a single exon.